AUGCAGCGUGUCGAUGGCGCUCACUGCCACCCUGUCUAUAAUAUCCAAUAUUAUCCCUAUUCAGAAUCUUCCUCGAUGCAGCGUGUCGAUGGCGCUCACUGCCAUCCUGUCUAUAAUAUCCAAUAUUAUCCCUAUUCAGAAUCUUCCUCGAUGCAGCGUGUCGAUGGCGCUCACUGCCAUCCUGUCUAUAAUAUCCAAUAUUAUCCCUAUUCAGAACCUUCCUCGAUGCAAGUCCCCGCGCCAUUCCCGCAUACUCCGCUGCGCCCUCUGGUUCGUAUUUGCGACGUGCAGCGCACCAGUUCCACCUGGAUGCGUCGUACCCGCCAGCAUGCACCCUUUGCUGGUAACAGUAUAUCCUAUAGCGCUCGGGAAGAUGACGGUUUCCCCGAUAGAGAGGAUCCCGGCGAUCUCGCCCUCCCGGACGACAGCUGGUCGGCGACGGGCGACGACACCGAGUCCAGUGCAGCGACGACUCGGCGCCAGCGGGUAACGCGGCGGCGAGGUCGGGCUUCGUCUCCGAGCACCGACACCAGUGAGCCUGCGCGUCAACGACAGCGACGCUCGCGCACCUCUCACAUCAGUGUCGGUGACGAGUCCGGACAACGACCGACUAUCCGGACGCGCUCGGCAUCGUCGCUAGAAGCAGGCGGCGUGCCCCGAGCCACUUCAUCUGAUCAGGAUACGUUUCGGAAUACCGUGGCUAUUCUCAUUGAGCAGGUACGGCAGCAUGAUCGUUAUGGGUUCUUCUGUGCCCCGGUUGAUCCGGAGGAGGCGCCUGACUAUCACGAAGUGAUCCCAGAGCCGAUGGAUCUCGGUACCAUGCAGAGGAAGCUCGAGACAGGCAAAUAUCGGCGCCUCGACGAAGUUGAGCGUGACCUAGAUCUUAUCUGGCGCAACUGUUUCACAUAUAAUCCAACAAAUAGCAUUUACUACCGCGAGGCGGCACGAAUGCAAAAGUGGGCGCUGAAACGGGUCCAGUGGGCGCGUCAGCGACUCUGCGGCAUUACGGGAGCGCCCAGUCCCGCCGAAGGACAAAGCUUCAGUACGUCAACGCAUUCUCGUGAUGAAAAGGUACAGCACACCCAUUCGAGGAUGGUGAAAGGCGUAUCGCGUGGGUCCGCGGUGGCUCUGGACUCGGCACCGCGGAUGACGGUACGACUCCAGACAGAACGUCAUCGGGACCCGGCUGCAGUGCCCGGCACGAGCUCGGAGCUGCCUACCGCAACCGAAACUGAAGGCAAACCGAAACCCGUUGCCGAAAUGGAUGUUGUUCUGGAUGAGGCGCUGGACCCAGAGGCAUCGUAUGCGGUGGCAGCGCAGGACCCUGGCGCCUUUAUCGAGCGCGUAUGGCGAGCGUUCGUGACUCGCCAAGAGCGCUUGCGUAUCGAGAAGGAGCACGAACGACUGUAUCACUAUCCGCGUCACAGUUCGGAGGGCGAGCGUGCUGCUGCUGACCUAGCCAGGACGAUGCUUUCGCAAUGGCUCGGGAAAACGAUCAAACGGGCUCCGAACGAUGCGGAGAAAUAUUUGCUGGAAAUUCUUUCCGCUGCAGAGCUACCCGCCGAAACUCUCCAGCGAAUGGCAACAGCAUUCACGAGUCAGCAGCAGAACGGAGCAACUGCAGCAGCAUCUGUUGAGGAAAACCCGUCUUUGAAGUCGAGGCCUACAGUCGGACGUGGUACACAUGCAGCCGCUUCGCAUGACGAUGCCCAGACCCGAGGAGCGAGUGCUUCAGCAACGGACGACUCGCCCGAGACAUCAAAGGACGCGUUCAUCGCCUCGCGUUGGUAUGCCUUGCGACGCUCUCUUGCAGCGCUCCGGUUGGCCCAGAUACAGAACGCACCCCUUUCCGAGCAACUCCGCCGCUAUGAUACGGUGCUCGCGCUCCUAGCACGCCAGUUGGAGACCAUCCCGCCACGAUUGCUCUUAGCCGAGGGUGGAGUCGAGAGCAUCCGCGCAUUUGCGCAGCGCCUUGUCCAAUAUGAAGAUUCUCGUGCCGAAGACGCAACGCCAAAUGCUGAGAGUUCUGGACAAACACCGAUGGCGAGUGAUCCAGAUGCGACGCAGCCGCAAAAGGGUGCUACAGAUGGCCAUAGCGUCGGUCAUCACCCGGCAGCGACACCAGGAGCCGCUCAUGCAAACGAUGGGGGCGCUCAGACGGAUCGCCCGCAUGACAUCAAAGUCGACGGCGUUUUUUCUGCGGGGAACGCAACUAUGCUCAGACCGCAGGUUUAG
This is a messenger RNA of Cyanidioschyzon merolae strain 10D, 2235 nucleotides long. RefSeq lists its product with no specific name. Gene Ontology annotation, molecular function: protein binding. Bases 1 to 2235 code for a protein of 744 amino acids. Lineage: Eukaryota; Rhodophyta; Bangiophyceae; Cyanidiales; Cyanidiaceae. The record is from RefSeq and is a predicted model, not a curated record. The transcript has a single exon.